CGAACGCACUGAACACUGCUGAAUCGGCUUGGACAAGACCGCCUGAUUCUAUGGAGUAUGGCGUCAGGCACUUUGCCCCAGGAGCUCGCAGACCACAUCAUCGACUUACUGUCUGCUAUUCCGACUCCUACGUCCGAUCGCAAUGACCUUGUGAACUGUACACUUGUUAGCAAAGCUUGGCUUCCUCGCACCUCCCGCCGUCUUUUGAAGCACAUCGAAGUGCUCGCCCUCAAAUUCCCCGCUUUCCUCCGCUUCGCGCAGUCCUCAGAACGAUUCCGAGCGUACACCGAAGAACUGGUUGUGCUUGGGACCACAGAUAUGUCUCCGCACUGGACCAUCAUGUUAUCGGCGUUGCCCCAACUCUGCUCACUCGAGCUGUGGAGUAAUCUCCUUCCCGGGAACAAAUUCAAGCCCUUACCCGACUCUGCACUUGCCCGUCACCAUCAUCUCGCCAAGCUGAAGAUACACUGCGCGGAAUUGGACGCUGUGCCUAUUCUACUUCUACCCUUUGAUCGCGUCGACACCCUAGAACUGCGCUCGCUCAUACAUUAUGCAGACGAUCCAUCAGAUUGGCACUCCACAACCGGCGGAGCUGCCCAAGUUCCCAACGCUAUACCUCUUAAAGUAGGGCGUCUUAUAUUGGAAAAUUGCUGUAAGCACAAUGCCCUCAGUCUGUUGCGGACCAUCCUUCGCCCGACCGCGGUCUUCGCGAACGGCUUCGAUCGUGAGGAGGCCGCCAGUCUCAGCGCCUUUCUCCAACAUGCUGGGCAAGACGUCGAGCACAUCAACCUUCUCCCCACCCAGGACGACGACGCCUCUGGCGGCGAUGCACGUAACUGGAAUAGCCGAGGCUUGGUUGACCUGGCGGUCCUGGCAGUCUGUCCAAAGUUGACAUCCAUCACGCUUGACCUAGUCGAUGUCUUCUGGGCCCAGGAUCUUUGCCGGGAAGUCUUACGUCACAUGCCCAAGGGCAUAUCACGCCUGCGCAUCAUCCUCACUGACGACCGGUGGGAAGAUAUACUCGGCCUCAUUGCUACUCACCUGAGGCUGAGCCAGGACAAAUACUCCGAGCUCAACAGUCUCGAGCUCCGUGGCGUCUGCGAGGAGGCGGAGUCGGAAGAGGAGGUUCAGGCGCUGCUUCUCGAGAUGCGGGAGGAGGUCGAAACCAGUCUACCGCCGCGGUAUAGCGCCAUCACGAAGGUGCUGCCGUAGAUACGAGUUUCUGAUGAGUAUUCCAACUUCUGUAGAACG
Molecule: messenger RNA, 1251 nt
Organism: Phanerochaete carnosa HHB-10118-sp
Lineage: Eukaryota; Fungi; Basidiomycota; Agaricomycetes; Polyporales; Phanerochaetaceae
Exons: 4
Coding region: 58-1212 (384 amino acids)
Source: RefSeq, a predicted model, not a curated record